Sebastes umbrosus (honeycomb rockfish) is the source of this 6815-nucleotide messenger RNA. RefSeq names its product band 4.1-like protein 1. Lineage: Eukaryota; Metazoa; Chordata; Actinopteri; Perciformes; Sebastidae. Gene Ontology annotation, biological process: cortical actin cytoskeleton organization. The coding region runs from base 237 to 4154 and encodes 1305 amino acids. The transcript has 24 exons. Gene Ontology annotation, molecular function: actin binding; structural molecule activity. The record is from RefSeq and is a predicted model, not a curated record. Gene Ontology annotation, cellular component: plasma membrane; cytoskeleton.
UAAAAGACAUUACAAUAAGCCUGAUUACAAGUAGCUGACAGUGGAGGCUUUAAGACGCGUUAGAGCAUCUUUUUCUCUCCUCUCAUCGCUGCUUUACGGUGGAAGAAGAAAAGAUGACCCGAAAAAUCAGGUGGUGAGAUAGAUGCUCUACGUGUCAUCAGCUCAGCGGUGCUUCACAGAUUCACAGAUCCACGCACGACGUUAGGAGUUCCCCUCUCUCUCUCUUCUCUCUCUUUAUGGUGAAAACGCCCCUCUAUUCUCCUCCGACCGGCAGCAUCACCAUCAUCCCCCCCAGCCUGUCUGCUGUCCACCCAGCCUGCAGCGCUCCACCUCCCGCAGCAGAGGAUCGGCGCUCCGGGGCGGUGGCGGCGUCUCCGUCUUCCAGCUGCCUGGACCUGAAGCUUGACAACCGGACCUGGACAGGACCAGGACAGGACAGGACAGGACUGCAAUCCAUUUCUAUGACAACAGAGACGGCUUUGGCUGGGGAACUGAAGAGCGCAAUGGAGGGUGACGCCAUGAGGACCAAUCAGGUUCCAGAGGACCAGGGGGACAAUGAUGAUAGCUCAGAGAAGACCCCCAGCAAAGCCUCCAAAUCCCCCCAGAAAACUAACAAGCGGCCCAAGACCGUCCCCGUCAAAGUCACUCUACUGGACGGCUCAGACUACGAGGCUGGAGUUGAGAAAUUUGCCAAGGGCCAGACCCUGCUGGACAUGGUGUGUGGCCAUCUGAACCUGCUGGAGAGGGACUACUUUGGCCUGACUUUCCAGGACACGGACAACGCCAAGCAUUGGUUGGAUCCCUCCAAAGAGAUUAAGAAGCAAAUUCGGGUUGGUUCCUGGAUCUUUGGAUUUUCUGUCAAGUUCUACCCUCCAGACCCGUCUGUGCUCAUUGAAGACAUCACCAGGUACUACCUGUGCCUGCAGCUGAGGGACGACAUUCUGUCCGGUCGUCUGCCCUGCUCGUUCGUCACCCACGCCCUUCUGGGCUCCUACACUGUCCAGGCCGAAGUGGGAGACUACGAGCCAGAAGAACACGGCCCAGACUACGUCAAUGACUUCCGCUUUGCACCCAACCAGACACGUGAGCUGGAGGAGAGAGUGAUGGAGCUGCACCGUAACUACAGGGGAAUGAGUCCAGCAGAUGCAGAGGUGAACUUUCUAGAAAAUGCCAAGAAGCUCUCAAUGUAUGGAGUGGACCUGCAUCACGCUAAGGAUUCAGAAGGAAUUGACAUAAUGCUCGGCGUGAGCGCCAACGGUCUGCUCAUCUACCGAGACCGUCUGAGGAUCAACCGAUUUGCCUGGCCAAAAAUCCUAAAGAUCUCUUACAAGAGAAGCAACUUCUACAUCAAGAUCCGCCCAGGAGAGUAUGAACAGUUUGAGAGCACCAUAGGCUUCAAGCUGCCCAACCAUCGGGCCUCGAAGCGAUUGUGGAAGGUCUGCAUUGAGCACCACACCUUCUUCAGGUUGGUUUCCCCAGAGCCGCCUCCGAAGGGCUUCCUUGUGAUUGGCUCCAAGUUCCGCUACAGCGGGCGGACCCAGGCCCAGACCAGACAGGCCAGCGCUCUGAUUGACAGGCCCGCCCCACAGUUCGAGCGAUCCGUUAGCAAGAGGUACAUGCUGCCCCGAAGCAUUGAUGGAGCCUCGGCUCUAGGCUACAGUAUGGACCAGCUGUCCCAGAGAAGCUCCAGUGAACGCACACAGUUCAUGUCCAGAGAAGACCUGGACCAAGAGGGCAGCCUGGACCUGGACCACGAUCAGUACCACUAUCAGGACCAAGACCAGGACCAGUACACAGACCAGGAGCUGGAGCAGAACGAUGGUCAGGAUGAAGAUCAAGUUCACAGGCAUGCUUGGGGCGCUCACAUCUCAACGCCCACCAAGACUUUGGACCUCAAGGGUGAGGAGGACGGCUCGCCAGUAGACUCAAAACCAGAGGAUCUGGCCACGCAUCGGCCCAAACAGGAGCAGUUCCUGGAUAAGCCAGAAGAUGUUCUACAAAAGCACCAGGCCAGCAUCAACGAGCUGAAGAGGGCUUUGAGGCAGCCGAACAGCAAGAUGGCCCAGAGGGAGAAACGCCUCUCCUCGGCUACUCCUCCUGGAGGAACCCCCGAGCGGAAACCAGCUUAUGAAGGAGAGCUGGAUACUUACUCUAAAGGGGAAAAGAGUAAGACCUCCUCUAUGAGUAGAGACACAUUCUCUGUGACGCCUCGGACUGAAGCGAAGAUGAGCAGCUGUCAAACAGCCAGGGACUCUUUAAAAACAUCUCCCAGACAGGAAACAGACUUUAGAGCGCUAACGGAUAUGAACCCUGUGGAUGACACAGCGGCAACUAACGGGCAUCAUGAUUCUAUAUUAGCGAGGAAUGCCAUUCAAGAAAAUGGAUACGGAUCUCCACAUGAGGGGACUGUAGUGAUCAACAGAGAUGUGAGGCAUUGUCAGUAUGAGCAUCGAGAGAGACCCAAGAGCUUCGAAACUCCGGUGGCUGUGGACUCUCUCCCGAAAGGCGACGGAGGCAGAACUGAGACAGACCUGAGCCCCGUGGGAGCCCAAGACUGCAACAAAACAGUCUCACACUCACACUCAGAAGUCACCAAAAUAGUUCCUCUCAAGCCACAGAGAUCAAAGAAGUCUGUGAAUAAGGAGAACACAGGUGCCGUAAACACUCAAAGUCGGUCUGAUAGAGGCGUCUUUGGUGCGACUGGGGACGCACAGAUGACAAAAUCAAAAGACGGAUCCUGUGAGGCGGGAAGGAGAGUGGAUGAUAAUGCUGCUCUGCAGUCAGCUAGAGAUGUUGUCAAGGAAAACACAGGGGCCACCAGACACCACGGUGAAGCUGCAAUGUCAUAUCAACAGCAAACUCUACUACAUCAGCAGAUUAAGAAUGAGCUGUUUGGACAACAGGAGCUCAGAGACGGCAGAGGACAAAGUCUGUGGACGAGAGGAGGACACGAGGAUCACUUUCAAAACAACUCAGAGAAUCUCCUCUCUAGCUCCAAAUUUCCAACAGCUCCCCCGCGAACUCUCCCUCUGAAAACGCCGUGGUCCCGAGACAGACAGAGCAACGUAGACAGCAGCCACAUCCACUACCGGACGCCCAGCCAAGAAACAGCCAAGAGGAAGCAAGCGGAUACACCUCCCACACCUGCUAUUUACGAGGAAGCUUUCAACGAAGCUUCAAGGGAACCGUGGGAGAGACGUCUGGGCUCCGUCUCCGAGGACGACCAGGAUCAGGACAUCCUGUACCUGAAGGAGACCCACCUGGGCAUCGAACGCAAAUGCUCCAGCAUCACGGUCAGCUCUACGUCCAGCUUGGAGGCCGAAGUGGAUUUCACCGUCCUGACGGACCUGCACACGGGCAUGGAGGAGUUCUCCAGGGGCAUGACAGAGCUGGGGGAGAGGGAAAUGUCACCCGACGUGGGUCUGUGCUUUGGCAUGGACUUCGUCCAGCACCAGGGCCCCUGUGAACCACCUCCUCCGCUGGUGUCAGCCCCCAUGUCCAGAGGAGCCAGCAGCAGCCCUCCGGCCAAACAUAUUCCGGCUGAAGAGGUCCGACCAGAGGUCAAACGGCCCGAUGCGCAGCCUGUCGUACCCAAAAAACCAAAGAGGUCAGUGCCGGUGUCUUCGUCCAUGGACAGAGAGUCGCACAGAGAAACCGGUCGUGUCUCUGCCGUCACACCGCUGAGCAGGGAGGCCAGUGACAUCAUGCCCACGCCGACGGUUAGGAAGACGGACGUCAGGACGGAGACUCAGCCCAACGGGUCAGAGGUCACCACCACCAUCGUGGAGUUCACAGAUCAGGAUCACGGCAUCACCGGCCUGAGUGAAGUUUCUUACUCUACGAGACCGAGUGUUUCCCCGGUGCAUAUGAGCAGUCUUGGAAGAGAGGGGUCAGGGUCGCCCAUCCUCGUCACUGAAAAUGUUACCUCGGCAACCACUCACGUCAGCAAGACGGUGAAAGGAGGAUAUUCAGAGACCAGGAUCGAGAAGAGGAUCAUCAUCACAGGAGACGAUGAUGUCGACCAGGAACAGGCUCUGGCUAUUGCAAUACAGGAAGCCAAGCAGCAGCAUCCAGACAUGCAGGUGACCAAGGCAGUCGUUGUCAGGGAAACAGAAUCGUCCACUGAGGAUCGACACGGCGCAUCAGAGUCCUGAUUCGCUGAGACGAGAGCACCCCCCUUUGGACCGAAAGUGUCAGUGCCCGACCUGAAAUUGCCACCCACCAUCCCUGCUGAUAGACUACUGCCAGUGGCGCUCAAACAGGAGCUUCUUGUAACACCUUCACAAACAGACAAAGCUGAAUCAACCUUUGAAAUCCUUACGUUUUUAUUUUCACUAUUGAGAUCAUUCAUGUUCAGCAGAGUGAUUUGGCUGAAAAACAACAACAACAACAUAAACAUCACUCUUGGUCCUUUAUUGGUCGACAAUAUGCCACCAGAACUCCAGGAACAAAUUAAAGAGAUUUGAUCCAAAUCCAACUAAAUUCCCUGCAAAACCUCUCAGGGACUCUAUAUUCUUCCUCAAAGGUCAAAGUGCACUCGUUCACACUGUGGAAUAAUCCGAGGCCAUGUGCCGUGCUGGUGCCCCUCCCACGCAGAAAGUAUCAUUUUGGAAAAUAGGAAAUAAUCGUGCACCUAGGAGUGCUUUUUACAUGUCUGUGCUGCUGUACUGAAUAACAAGAAAUAUCAGAUUCCUGCUGGAAAAAAAAAAAAAAAAACUGCUGUAAAACCUACUGUGUGUGUGUGUGUGCUUACACUUAAUAAUUAAAAUAAUCCAUUACAUGUAGCUCCAGUACUGUUUUAGAAGCAGGGUUUAGUGAGAGCAGAGCAAAUCCUACUUUUAGUUUUCUCUCUUGCGUAUCCAGUCUAAUGAACAGAUGAGCUUUGUCCCUCCUCCCGUCACGCAGCUGUGCACACGCACUGAGCAGGAUGGAUCAUCCUCUAGGUGGUGUUUUUAUUCAAAGUCUGGGCUAAGUCUGAUCACUGUACUUCCCCUCUCUCUGUCUCACCUUAAAGAUGUAUUUGACCCUGACGGGGUGAGGUGCUGCAUCAUGAUUGAUUGGAGAAUUUCUGCGUAUGCGUGUGUGAACAUUAGGAGCUGUUAGUACACACAAAUAGUACCCGUUGUAUUUAUUCAAAUGAUGGCGAUGUAGUUUCUGAGCAUGCUGAUGUUUCAGAAUGAGCCCAGUUUCUCUCCUCACCCAGCCUUUAGAUAUGCUUUUCAGCUGGAUAUAACACAGUUACGGUACAUAGAGUAGGCUCACACACCCUUGUCCACGUCACAGAGCGGGGCCGCUGCAUCAGUAAAAAAAAAAUAGUAUUUGAGAUAAUGUUUGCAUGAUAAUUUCUUGCAUUGCUGGAUUAUAAUUGAGUAAUGUGGAUAUAAGAAGGAUGGAGCGUGAUGAUAUAAGAUAUAAAGGCCGACUUAUUCGCAAUCUGAAGCCAAAUCUGAGCUCUGAAGGAAAUUAAGCUUCCUGACAGGAAAUGAAGAGUAUUCAUCAGAGCACACAACACGUUGUUUAUCCAACGACAGCACGGUGGCUACACAGUAUCUUCCUUCAGUCACAACCCUUUAACAGUUUCAUCUAAUUCAAGCCACUGCUGCUGUUAUAUAUCUUUAUUUGACACAUCGCUUUACUUUUAAUCUCUCCGUAAAGAAACAGGAAGUUGUGGUGACUGAUAUUUUUUUCACGGCUAUUUAUCGUGCAACACAUCAUCUUUCGACGUGCUCUGCAGAAACGGUGUUAUGCAUCAGAGCCCUCCCGAUACUCUUUCACGCAAACUACAGUGUUAUAAAUAAAUAAAUUAACUAUACGGUAGGAGCAGAAUCUUUGAACUUUUAGUUUUUGUGUGAUUUGGUACAUGAAUGUUAGAGGGAUGCCAAAGGCAUGUAGUGUGCCAAUUAAGGUAGCAGUCUAAAUUGUACAAACUCUGAUUUUAUAUGAAACUAUUUGUAUGAACGAGCUACUUUUAAUUACACACGGUGCCAGAAAGUCAAAAUGCAUAAACUUGACAUGGCAAGGUUUCCCUUUAAUUACGGUGUCUUUAACAUCACCUGCAAAAAAAAUUCCAUCUCCUUGCAAAAGUCACAUUUUAUAUACAAAUUCAAUUGACAAAAAACACAAUGUUAAAACUGUCAUGUCAGGUUUAUGGGGGUUCAACUUUGGCUUUCAGACACUAAACUUUACCGUCAGCGUUCACAUGUGUGGUGUAAUUGUUGUAUUUCAUAUUUUGGUUCCAGAUCCUUUAAAGUGGUGAUUAAUCAUGGAUGUGGGUGUCAAACUGGAAGGUGGAAAAAAAAAAAAUGCAGCCGUGCAUACCUUGUACUAUAUAUUUGGUGCCGUUUGGUGGAUUGUGAAGAUGUAAAGUAGUUAAUGGACCUUGGGCUCGAUGUACACUAGGGGGCACCAGUUACCAAAAAGAAGAGGCUUUUGCAACGACGUAGAGCAGCUGAAAAAAUCCUUCUCACCGUUCUUCACUAGAAUUAUCCAAAUCGUCCUUGGAUCAAACCUGUGAGGUCAAACUUACCUUCCUCUGUCCAGAAGAGGCCGGCUCCCGUUGGAUGUGUGACAACUAACAACCAGACUGUGAUGAAUCAGAGACAUUUGGCCGCGGCUGAGACACCUGCUGCCGAAGUCUGAUUGGACGACCUCUGGCUGACCCUGAAACCUCUCCUCUUUCUGUACAGAGCCAUCCUCCUCUUCCUCCUCCUCCUCCUCCUCCUCCUCUGCUCUCCGUUGCUUGGUGCCAUGUCUUUGCUCUACAUUGUACUUGCAUUCCUUUGAAAAUGAAUAAAGAAGAAAGAAAAAGAGAACAA